Paramuricea clavata is the source of this 5657-nucleotide messenger RNA. The record is from the annotation of a GenBank genome assembly. NCBI's taxonomy places the organism in Eukaryota, Metazoa, Cnidaria, Anthozoa, Malacalcyonacea, Plexauridae.
CUCCUGUUAGUCCAAAAUGGCGGACAGCUCAUUAAUUUCGGUCUAGAUAUUUCGAGAACUAACGGCAAGAUAUGACAAAUCGGUAAAGGAGUUCAAUAUAUAAUUUUAAGAGUUCUUUUGAAUGAGACAAAUUAAUUUUUUAUCGCCAAUUUCCUUUAAUUAAAGCCAGUAAGUUACUGCAGUCUCACAAACGAUUUUUUUCUUUCCCAGGUUUUGAAAUGGAAUGAAGACAAAACAAAAGCUUUAGUCAGAUUCUUUGAAACGCGUCAUCAAAGGUACAACGCACAUUAUUGUUUAUUUUUAAAGAUUUGGUCUUAAAAUUGAUUGGCUAACAGCCAAUGUUAAAUCGUCAUAUUAACUCAAUAGCUGACCAAAUAUUGAAAUAUGAAGUUUUGAUAUAAUAUUCAACGGAAUAACGUCAUAAUGCACUAAUAAUGCAUAAGGCCAAAAAAAAAUAUGUGGGUUUCCGGUUUCUUCUUAUAAAAACGUAGGUAGGGUAGGUCGGUUUUAACUUUUUUUUUAACUUUUUUUUUUAAUUUUCCGCCAUUUUGUUUAGUCAGUGCUUCCACAUCCAAAGAUAAAUUUCCCUAAUAUUGCCUCAAAUUUCAAUUUUCCACAAACUUUUUCCUCUAAGUGGAAACACUUACAAGCAUGAUCCAAUAAAAAAGUUUAGGGUCGGGAUUUCGACGUCCAAAAGCUAGGUAGGGUCGGGAAACCGUAAACCCACAUAUUUUUUUUUGGCCUAAUGUAAAUAAACAAGGGAUACAAAUCGUAAUGUCCAAUGAAACACAUGGUCUCCGAGCAUGCGAUGCGCUAACGCAGACAACAUUGUUUACAUUCCGUAUUAAAGUCCGUAACGUAUAAAAUUUCAGUGAAAAACGUAGCGACCCAGAUAUCGCAUUUCCAGAGACAUUGCACGAAAAAAACACCAAGUCAACUUCCAAGAAAGUGCAGAGUAAGAUAAAUACAAUAUCCACAGAAAAACGCGGUAAAAUUCGUUGACAAAUGAAGAAAUUGUUUGAGGCUGAAAUAGUCACUCAUUGAAUGGCCUCCAUCUUGAAAACUGAUCUGUAUAGUAAACUGGAACACUGGAAAAUGAGCUUGUAAUAUAAGCUGACGCAAACUUGAUUUCUCGACGACGAAGAAAACAGGAACUAAAAACAGAAAAUUAGGGAUUUAAGACACUUGACCUUUUAGGUCAGUGUAAUAAAACAAUUAUAGAAUUCGGUUUUCGCAAGAAAUAAAAAAUUAUCUAACUCCAUAGAAUUAUCAGUUAAUUUCUAAAACGUCGUCGUUUUAGUAAAGUAACGUACCAAGGUCAUAGAAUAAGUACAAUUUCAUACAUUUUAAACGCAUAUUAUAGAUCUUUAGGCAGUCUAUUGACAACACAAUAUUUUUGUUGCUUUUAAACGUGUGUCUAAAAUUAUGAGCAUUGUAUUUUGUCAAGAAAUCGUGCAUGAAUUUAACCUCGAUUUGUAAAACUCUGGCUUUGAAAUUAUCAUACGUUGCACAUCGGCAACGCGAUCAAAUUUUGUCCUGUUGCAUUACCCGCACGAGAAAAAAAUCGCACGUGUAAUCCUAGCUCAUUUUGACUUCAGAGCGUGGGUAUACUACCGUAACAUUAGUCCGAUAACGAGCAAACCGGACAUAAAGAAGCGACCGCGAAGCUGGUUGGAUGGCCAACAAGAACUGCAGAAAUAUCAAUCGGAGUUGAGAAAAGCUGGAGGGGAUGUCAAACCGAAAAUCGAACCAAUGGAUGAGGUGAGAUAUUAUAUAUCGGGUGGCGAAAAAAAAUGUCCCCUCUCUUCGACUCAUUGUAAUUAAAAAUCUCAUUAAUAAUUCACGAGGAAAAUACAAAAGAAAUGAAUGUUUAAUCAAUAUGUUUGUAAAUCGGAUAAAGAUUUGUCCUGAUUUACAUAAACUUCAGCUUUGAUUUUCUCGGCUUAGACAAUGUCUCGCCUUCGGCUCGAGUUUGUAUAUCAGAUCAAGAUCGGCUGCUCAUGUUUAAACGAUAGUACUUAAGAAACCCGAAAAUCUAUCUUUUCCAAAUAGAAUUUAUUGAACAUAGUUAUAUAUGUCUAACGUAAAUUUUGAUGUAUGCCUUGCAGAUUUCUAUAAAAUAUUAGCCAAGAUGUGGGCGUUACACUCAAGGUAGCGUUUUUGGAAGAAGCGAAAAUUUUCGCUUCUUCCAAAUUGCUACCUUAGGUUUAAACGCCUAUAUCUCGGCUAAUAUUCUAUAGAAAUGGUCAAGGUAUACAUCGAAAUUUAAGUUAGACAUUACUGCGUUCAAUAAACUUUAUUUGAAUAAGAUAGCUUCUUUAGUUUUUUGAUUACAAUAAGUCAAGGAGGGGGAACAUUUUUUUGCGCCACCCGGUAGAUCUAUCAGUUCUGUCUGAAAUAUUCUCGCCAGGGCACGCUAAUACCUAAGAAAGGUAACCCCCAUUUUUUUUCGUGCUCUAUUUUACUUAGAACAUAGACUAACAAUAUAAAACAAUUCUGGGGAGACUAGAAUGUUUUUUGUAGAGGGUUUUUGGUUUCGGUCAACAUAUGAAUUAUGUGCUGAUUAAUUUAACGCAGCGCGUAAGACAGUAAAAACUCUACAGGGUCUUCCAAAAAACAAAAAAACUAUUGAAAUAACCGUAUUGUUAGAAUUUGAAUGCCUCAGCACUCUGCUGAAUCCACAAGUGCAUAAAAGCUUGACAUAAGUAAAUUUUAUGCAUAAAGAAACUGUUUAAGAAGCUGCUUGAAAUUUCCAAGAGCAGAAAAUCGUCCGCUUUACAAAGAUAUUAUAAUUUCUUAAUAAGUCAACAUUUAUAAUAUGUACACCCUGUCAAUAUUUUACGCAUCUUUGCAUUCAGCUUAGUGCUAGGGCAUUCAAAUUCUAACAAUACGUUAUUUGAAUAUGAUGCUUGUGAUGUUACUCUGAGUGUAUAUCCACACCGGGCAAGCUUGAAAAACAUGCCUGGCCGGUGUGGAUAUACACUCAGAGUAACAUCACACGCAUCAUAUUUGCCUGAGUACAUUAUUACACCAUCACAGAAAAAAAGUUAUUUGAAUAGUUUUGGGGAUUUUUUGGGACACCUUGUUGUGCGCAGCCAUUCAAAUUAUAACAAUAGGAUAAUUUCUAAAGGUCUUCAUUUUUUUUUAGACACCCUGUAUUUUGUUUUAUUUUAGGACGCCAGUAAUGAGAUUGAUGACUCGCCGUCGACUUCGGACGAAAUUAAAAGCUGCUUUGCCUCGAUAUCAUGCCAAACAGACGAAGACCCAAAUAAAACGGUCAUCGAUAAACUACGGAAACGAAUAGAUGACUUGGAACAGGAUUUAAAAGAGACGAAAGAGAAGUUGAACUUACAACAACAAAAUAAAGAUAUCUCCUCUUGCAUCAACAAAGAGAAUGAUCGAUUCAAUAAUGGUAAUUCAAAGAAGAAAGUGAAGGAACUUAUCGCAACUUUUGAAGAAACGUUGCAACAAAAUGGCACGCAUCACGACGGAGUCAUUAAAGAGAAUUCAGAAAGGGAAUCGUCACUCGAGGCGAAAAUUUCCGAGUUGAGAUCGCUUUGGGAAGAGGAAAAACAGAACGAGAUGAAUAAGCUCAAGGCUGAAAUACAAGUCAAAUACGAUCAAGAGAUGGUGGAAUUAAACGAAAUGGAAAAUGUUCGACGCAAGCAAUUCGCGGAGAAUUUAAAACGAAUCACGACGGAACAAAAACAGCAGGAAAUCGAGGACGCGAAACAGACGUUACAAAGACAACACCAACAGGAAUUGGACGAAAUCCGUAACGUUUUUGAACAAAAGCGACGAGAGUUUGAGGAAUCGACGAAUAAUUUACAAAGGCGUCACGUCGCGAGCGUGAACGAACUUCGAGCGGUUUUUGAGCAGCGAAGAAGGCGCGAACUCGAAGAGACGAAAUCGGGAUUAGUCCGCUGUCAUGACAUGGAAGUGAACGAGUUGCGUGGCGCGAUGAGUCGCGAACGUGAGAAAGUGAUCUCUGAAUUAAAGCGUGAGCACGAACGUGUACUGCGCGACACGGUUCGUGACGCGAAGCGCAAGCAAUGGUGUUGUAAUUGCCAGCAAGAGGCCUCGUACCCGUGUUGUUGGAACACAAGUUAUUGCAGUCGACAUUGUCAACAUGUCCAUUGGCAGCAGCAUCGUUUGCAUUGCAGCAGAAAUCUGGUCUAUGUGCCCGGUGCCAGGGCGGCGAAUAACAUGGCAAAAUUAUGACUUUUUUAAAGACAAAUACCGGUCAGUUGUGGCGUCCUGAUAGAGACUCGUCAUCAGGCAAAAUGUGUAGUUCAUUUGUAGAGAGCUCACAUGCGAAUUCCCAUGCGAGUUUACUAUUUUUUUAAUAGUUUCUAGUUUGCAAUAGUAAACUAUGUAACCCCCACCCCUCGGACUCCAAAUCGGGGGACCCUGCUCGGCUGCUCCCCACUUUUUACCUGAACUACACGGUGUAUAAAAAAGGGGUGAACCUUUAGAAAUCACCCAUUUGUUGUAAACACCCAAACUUCAUUACCCCUGGGAGUUUAGAAUGCAUUGUAAUCGCAGCGUGUCGGGCAGGAGUACAGCUCUCUAGAUUGCAAGUUAUUCAUUGCUGUACUGGGAAAUCUAAAACAGUAGAAUUUUUACGAAAUUCUUAAAGUGCAUAUGACAUGAAAUUUCUUAUUUUCUUAAAUGAAAGAAUUAACUCUUUAAGUUGUAGUGUAACUUAUUUUUCAGUUUCUUGUUUUUAUGGUUUGUUUCCGAGAUAUUUCGAUUUGUUUGAUAUGUAAAUGAGUGUGAAUAUGUCCGCUAAUUUAUGACGUCGUGUUGGUUGCAAGCUCAACUUACACUGGUUAUAAAUGUAUUAACUCUAAAAACUGUUGAUACCAGUUUACGUUUUUCUCCAGUGUUUCAUCACAUUUACCAGUGAGUGAAGUUUGAAAUUAUCAUCUUGGAUGAUAGCAGUGAUACUCAACCAUUUUGAAGAGCUUGCAACCAACAUGACGUCAUAAAUUAGCGGACAUAUUCACACUCAUUUACAUAUCAAACAAAUUGAAAUAUCUCGGGAACAAACCACAAAACAAGAAACUGAAAAAUAAGUUACCUUACAGCUUAAAGAGUUCUUUCAUUUAAGAAAAUAAAAAAAUUCAUGUCAUAUGCACUUUAAAUGGGAACCUAAGAAGGGGGACCCAACUAGAUGAUGGAGAAUUUGUAAAAGACAACUUUUCGGGGGGAUCUGGGGGUGCUUAUUCAGAAAAUUUUUCAUACUUUUUAGCCUCCACUCUCCAGGGACCGGUUGCUCAAAGGUGGGUUACGGACAUAGAUAUCUUAUAUACACUAGAUAGCGCAUCUCUUUUAGUAAAAUUGAAGCCAAGAAUAUUCCAGCGGUUAACCCCAUUUGAAUAGAUGGCGGCCAUGUUGGUCGUUCCCACUAGUCAAUUAACGCUUAAAAACAACAAUAACUUUCAUCAUUUGAAUAGUUUAAAAAUGUAUUUGAAUAGGGUUAACUUGAUGUUUAAGUUCCCUGUUUAAGAAAUAGAAUACAUACGAGUCUUCUCAUUUCAUGGGAACGACCUGAGACUGCAAUCACGGCUUCAAUUUUUGAAUUGCAGAAUAAUUAGAUGCACUAUCUAGUGUAUAUAAGAUAUCUAUGGUUACGGAGCGGUCAUUAUUUAUGG